AUGGCAGAUGCGCUUGCUUCGCAGCUGAGUAGCGCGAAGCUAGGAGAAAAUAACCACUCAGAGAAAUGGAAAGAACAUUUAAAAGCACCCCCAAAAGACACGCGAACUCAAACUGAGGAUGUCACGGCAACCAAAGGGCUGGAGUUCGAGGACUUCUACAUCAAACGGGAAUUGAUGAUGGGGAUAUUUGAGGCUGGUUUCGAAAAACCCUCUCCCAUCCAAGAGGAAACUAUACCAGUUGCCCUCACUGGACGAGAUAUCCUCGCACGCGCCAAAAAUGGGACAGGAAAGACUGCGGCGUUUGUGAUACCGACGCUAGAACGAACCAACCCCAAAAACUCCAAAACGCAAGCCCUUAUUCUCGUCCCCACUAGAGAACUCGCCCUCCAAACCUCCCAAGUCUGCAAAACUCUCGGUAAGCACCUUGGUAUCAACGUUAUGGUAACAACAGGAGGAACUGGCCUCCAGGAUGAUAUUAUACGGCUGAAUGAAGCCGUCCAUAUCAUUGUUGGCACACCCGGCAGAAUUCUGGACCUCGCCAGCAAAGGAGUUGCAGACUUGUCAGAGUGUUCGACUUUCGUGAUGGACGAGGCCGACAAGCUCCUAUCGCCUGAAUUCACUCCAGUCAUUGAGCAGCUCCUCUCAUUCCACCCCAAAGAUCGCCAAAUUAUGCUUUUCAGUGCCACCUUCCCAUUGAUUGUCAAGUCGUUCAAGGACAAACAUAUGAGGAAUCCUUAUGAGAUCAACCUCAUGGAUGAACUCACCCUUCGGGGUAUUACCCAAUAUUAUGCAUUCGUCGAGGAGAAGCAAAAAGUCCACUGCUUGAAUACUCUCUUCUCCAAACUCCAAAUCAACCAAUCCAUCAUUUUUUGCAACUCUACCAACCGUGUCGAACUACUUGCGAAGAAAAUCACCGAACUCGGCUAUUCAUGCUUCUAUUCUCAUGCUAAAAUGUUGCAACAUAACCGAAACCGUGUGUUCCACGACUUCCGAAAUGGUGUUUGCCGAAACCUGGUCUGCUCGGACCUGUUGACGCGUGGGAUCGAUAUUCAAGCUGUGAAUGUUGUCAUCAACUUUGACUUCCCUAAGAAUGCUGAAACGUACCUUCAUCGUAUCGGUCGUUCGGGUCGAUUUGGACAUCUAGGCCUGGCUAUCAAUCUUAUCAAUUGGGAAGACCGGUAUAAUCUCUAUAAGAUUGAGCAGGAGCUGGGUACGGAAAUUCAGCCUAUCCCUCAGUCCAUCGACAAGAAACUAUAUGUUUAUGAUACACCCGACACAAUUCCCAGGCCAAUUACAAGUACACCAACCCAACCGCCAAAGCAGCAGCAGCAGCAACAGCAACAGCAAGCCUCUGCACCUGCACAAUAUCCCAACAACCCAGAAGGUCACAGUCGCAGGCAAGGUCAUUCCCAAUACCCCUCCCAUAGAGGUCGUGGUUCCUAUCGUGGAGGCCGUGGCCAAGGGCAUAGAGGUGGCCAUGCAGAAAAUCAUCGUCAAAAUGGAACUGGACCGCGGCCAAAUGCUGCCGCGUCCGCACCUGUGUCAUAA
Molecule: messenger RNA, 1548 nt
Organism: Paracoccidioides brasiliensis Pb18
Product: ATP-dependent RNA helicase DHH1
Exons: 4
Coding region: 1-1548 (515 amino acids)
Biological process (GO): cytoplasmic stress granule assembly; P-body assembly
Cellular component (GO): cytoplasmic stress granule; P-body
Molecular function (GO): ATP binding; RNA helicase activity; mRNA binding
Source: RefSeq, a predicted model, not a curated record